AACUGAGGCCACGCCUCCUCUACUAGAAAUUACUCAGAGGCCACACCUCCUCUGCUAUAACUGAUACAGAGGCCAUGCCUCCUAUUCUAUAAUUGAUAGAGGCCACGCCUCCUAUGCUAGAACUGACACCCAGAGGCCACACCUCCUUCCCUAAAACUGUAUGAUUUGUUUAAUUGAGAAUCUUCUCCAUAUUUGAAGUUAUUGAUUCUAUAAAAAUAUUUUAAUCAAUUGCUAUAAAUGACCCAAAAAUCUAAACACGGGCUUCUGCGUCAUUUUAACGCCAUCUCAAAAUAUCCUUCGUGAUGGUAAACGGAUAGUUUUUAGUUGACCAUCAAGGCUAUUUCCAAAACUACAUUCAUGCUCUCCAGGCUGUUCUGCAUGUUUGUGUCUACAGACUGUCUUUACAGCUGUUUACUAGAGGUUUACAGGCUGCUUGUGGAGUACGUGACCGCAAGCUAUGAGCUGGCAUGAGUGUGUGUGUGUGUGUGUGAGAAAGAAUCUUGGAGAAAACAAGCUGAAGUUUCAGUUCCUGUCAAUCAGGAGGGUCAAAAAGCCACUCAGCUUCCAAUUCAGUCACUCGAGCUGUGAGGUGAUGGCACCAAAAAUAGUGUGAGAGAGGAUAUAAAGAGCUGGAACUAACUGACCAGACACCACAGAGCGAGAAGUCUGGAAGCUCCACAUAAUCACAAGACGAGACUAAGAUCAGAAGCCUGGUCUGAGCGAGAUUCUGAGGAAAGAACUUAACUCAAGAAGAUGAUGAAGUAUUACCAGUGCCCAGUGACCCAGAAUGUGACCUAUGAAGGGUGCAAACCCGGGAAUCUGGUGACCUGCCUUCCUGCCCGCAAGUCUGUGAAACCGGUCCGCAGCGUCCACUUCCCCAACGACGUGGUCUUCCAGGAUUACGUCCGUCACGGAGAGCUGGAGAGGAUCGGACGCUUUAUCCGGGCCAGGAGAGUCACUCUGGACACUAUGUAUCCUUCAGGCAUGGCAGCCAUCCACGAGGCCGUGCUCUCGGGGAACCUGGAGUGCGUGAAGCUGCUGGUGAAAUACGGCGCAGACAUCAUGCAGAGAGACGAGGACGGCUGGACGCCUCUCCACAUGGCCUGCAGCGACGGAUUCCCACACAUCGCCGAGUUCCUGCUCUCUCUCGGUGCCGACCCCGAGGCCGAGAAUGAAUGCGGAGAAAAACCCGCUGACCUCAUCGACCCCGACUGCAAAGAGCUGAUGGAGAUGUUCGGCGUCGGAGGAGACUGAGCCUGCGGCACGUCUGGAGCACUGAAUCGGCUCGAUUUUCUCCUCCAUCUGAUGGUGAUGGAGUAAGACCCAGAGCAGUAAUGCUGCUACAUGUAGCUCCUCUGGAGAAUAAGGCCUUAAUGACAUAGGUGCAGGUCUGAGUGUGGAGGAGAACAGCAGAAGAUCUUAAAGUGGAACGGAGAUGUGGGAUCACGAAUGCCGAGAGACGCAUUUAGAUCACUGGAGGACGAGAGACGAAGCAACUCUGUGUGUUUUAAUAUCAGUGUGUUUUAUCUCCUAUGUUUGUAGACUUUAAAUAGCUCAGUGCAAAAGUUUGCAUCCCCACAGGACUUAAAGGGGGCCAAAGCAAAAGAUUGUGUUCUGUUUGAAACAAUUUUGCUUUCUGUUUGGGUUUUUUUUUUUUUUUUUUGUCUUGCUGUGUGAUUUUAUAUAAAUGUUUUUUUUUUAAGAUAAAUCUUAGUACAUUUUUCCAUACUCUGUGAUCUGUAUUAUCAAAUUAUACACUGUAUAAUUAUAAACUGUUUUUAUUCCUAAUUUGCACGACCUAA
Molecule: messenger RNA, 1802 nt
Organism: Hemibagrus wyckioides
Lineage: Eukaryota; Metazoa; Chordata; Actinopteri; Siluriformes; Bagridae
Gene: ppp1r27b
Product: protein phosphatase 1, regulatory subunit 27b
Exons: 3
Coding region: 754-1254 (166 amino acids)
Molecular function (GO): phosphatase binding
Source: RefSeq, a predicted model, not a curated record